This is a messenger RNA of Labeo rohita (rohu), 1481 nucleotides long. RefSeq lists its product as uncharacterized. Lineage: Eukaryota; Metazoa; Chordata; Actinopteri; Cypriniformes; Cyprinidae. Gene Ontology annotation, cellular component: external side of plasma membrane; membrane raft. Gene Ontology annotation, biological process: positive regulation of ERK1 and ERK2 cascade; interleukin-15-mediated signaling pathway; T cell activation. Gene Ontology annotation, molecular function: protein tyrosine kinase binding; MHC class II protein binding. The transcript is spliced from 9 exons. The coding region runs from base 1 to 1440 and encodes 479 amino acids. The record is from RefSeq and is a predicted model, not a curated record.
AUGGGGCACCUAUAUGAGCUGCUGGUUUACACAGUGCAGAGAGAUUGUGGAGUUCAACUGUUCUGCAGUGAGCAUCUGGAUAUGAUGAAGAGUUUUCAGCUUUACCAUUUACAACUCCUGUAUCUUCUAAUAGCAGCUUUAUUAGAAUGCGAAGUGGUGACACAGAGACGCUGCAAACAGGUUCAUCACUUGAACAUAAACUGUGUUCAGGGUGACAACAUGUCUAUUUCUUGCCUAACCACAACCCACCCGCUGCAGUCUCUAACAGUGAAACUGCACAGGACCAACCAAGAUAAAAACAUCCUGAUGUAUCCAGACAUCUCUCCAGAACCAGAGCACCAGAGAUGGUCUGUGAGGAAAGAUGCUGGAAAUGUUACACUUGAUCUGAAAGACAUCAGAUUAUCCGAUCAUGGCCUUUAUGACUGUCAGGUCUACAAGAAUCAGGACUGCCUUAAUGUCAUUCGAUUUAACCUAAAAGUCAAAGAAUGUAAAACUUUGGACUCUGUUCAUCCAACACCAGGCUCUUCAGUGUUGCUGCCAUGCUCUGAACAUCCUCUACAAAACAGAACUGAACAAGUCAAUUGGACAGUUGUUAUUGGUCACCAGUCAACAGAUAUAACUCAGUAUCGCCCACCAAACAAGCCCUCAAGCAGCACAGAGAAUCUCCUGAAGCCUCUGUAUGAAAGAGUGAGACAACUAAAAAACGGAUCUCUGCUUAUAACAGAUGUAGUUCACACUGAUGAAUUGUGGUAUCAGUGCAGAGUGAAUGAAAAAACCUGCUAUGAAGUGAAGCUGCUCCUGAAAGAGUGUAAAACUUUAGACUCUGUCCAUCCAACACCAGGCUCUUCAGUGUUGCUGCCAUGCUCUGAACAUCCUCUACAACACAGAACUGAACAAGUCAAUUGGACAGUUGUUAUUGGUCACCAGUCAACAGAUAUAACUCAGUAUCGCCCACCAAACAAGCCCUCAAGCAGCACAGAGAAUCUCCUGAAGCCUCUGUAUGAAAGAGUGAGACAACUAAAAAACGGAUCUCUGCUUAUAACAGAUGUAGUUCACACUGAUGAAUUGUGGUAUCAGUGCAGAGUGAAUGAAAAAACCUGCUAUGAAGUGAAGCUGCUGCUGCUGAAAGUGAUCACAGAUGCUCCAACCCCAGCUGACAGUACGGUUUUUCAGACUGAAGACUACAGUACUGAUGAGAGUGAAACAGUGACAACUGAAACAGUGACAGUUAAUCUGACAGUGGUGGUGAUGAUCACAAUAGUGUCUCUGUGUGUCCUCAUAUCACUGACCGUUCUUUAUUUCAAACAACCAAGACCAGAAUUUGACAACCAAAUUGAAUCAAACUGCCAGACUAUCGUAUAUUAUUCUAAAGUUUCAGGAGGGUUGGAUGUCCCGUUGUAUUCUUUAGUUCAACGUAACACAAACCAUGACCACCUCUAGUGUGAAGAAACUGAAGCUUCUGCAUGUAAUCCAGACCACAU